CGAUGUGGAAACACCGGGAUAUCGGAGGAGGUACCGGGUAUAUGACGAAGCGGUUCGAAAUCAGGAUGAACUGCGUUUCGUAUGUAUGAGGUGUCGUCACUACGAUACCUCUGAUGAUGACAUGGAUGUAGAUAAAGUCGUCCACGUACUGCGGGUGCCUGAUGCACCGACGGGCAUUGAAGCAACACAGGCUGCUCGGUUGUUGCACGAAGAAUCAGGAAGUGGGGAUACUAUGGACGCGGUGGGAGCAGAUCACUCAACGUCAAUGUUUGACGUUAGUCGCCCUGAGCGUUCCAUGAAGUCUAAAAAGAAGAUGAGACUGACCUCAACGAUGAAACCGUCCACGAUGUCGUACACCUACCGGGUACAUGAGCACCUACAUACACUGUGGUGGAUGGUGGUUCCAAGAAAGGUUCGCGGAAGCUAGUAUCCAGUGAAGGCUAUGCGUUUGUGUUGUAGAGAACCCUGGUCUCUGGUGUGACGGAGUGGCGAUGUAGCGUCCGAGGAAAGGGAACUGGUUGUCCGGCGGUCAUCAAGCAAACUGGGUAUGCGUUUGUGAAAGGAUCACGGGGGCACAGUCACCCAGCAAAUC
Dreissena polymorpha is the source of this 592-nucleotide messenger RNA. RefSeq lists its product as uncharacterized. The coding region runs from base 86 to 427 and encodes 113 amino acids. Lineage: Eukaryota; Metazoa; Mollusca; Bivalvia; Myida; Dreissenidae. The transcript is spliced from 2 exons. The record is from RefSeq and is a predicted model, not a curated record.